AUGCCUUCGCCCCCAAUGUCCUCCCCCCCGAGCCCGCCAUACAACCUCGACCCGCCCUUCAGAGGCUACAUCGAAUCCACCUUGGACGCCCUGCUCGUAUUCGAAGCAGCCCGCCGCGGGAUGAUCCCCCGCGUGACCAGGCGCCUGAUAGAGCGCGAGCGGGGGAUGGUGCAGAGUGGAGCGGUCUUUGUAUUUGACGAGCAUGAGAGUGGGAUCAAGCGGUGGACGGAUGGGCUUGUCUGGAGCCCGAGUAGGAUCAUGGGAAACUUUUUGGUGUAUAGAGAAACGGACAAAAGAUCGUCCUCCAAAGCAUCCAACUCGCCCACCCAGACUUCGCCUCCGUCCAACUCCAACACCCUCGCCCGGCCUACAUCGUCAUCUGCCACCCCGCACAAAUUUGAAGCCCAGGCUGUCCUCCCGCACAUCAACACUUCCAUCGCCGAAGCCAACGGGGAACCAUCGCCCCUCGGCCAAGGUGCCCUCGCCCGCCCGAAAAGCUCGAGUGAAGGUAGUGGGAAUAUGGAUAGGCAGAAGGAGAGGCAGCUAGUCGGGAGCUUGACGAAUAGCUAUAAGUUCAAAAAGGGUGGUCUGGUCAAGAAGACCAUGUCGGUAUCUGUCAAUGGGUUCGCCCAGCAUGUGGUGUCCUACUAUGCGAUCGACGAUGUCAUCAACGGCAAGCUCAGAUCACCGUCGUCUAUUCCAGAGCUGGCGUCGCUCGAGAUCAGUGCCGAGUACUUGCAGAAGCAAAACUUUAGGUUCCCGCCGCAGGUCGAAGUCGGGCAGGACGGUAUCCCUCGCUACAGAGGCGAACCCGAGGAACCUACUUCGCCCCAUACCCCAGCCACCAACUACUCUUUCCAGGCGUACCAACAACAACCUCCUCCCGCCGGUGCGGACUACUACGACCCCGUCAACGCCUAUCUCCACCAACAUCAACAGCUCCACCGCAUGUCCUCUCCCCGCUCCCGCCCUGUCAACGUACCCAUGCUCGUACCCCUCCCCUCCCCCGCGCACUCGAUGCAAGGCUCGUCCUAUAUGGGCCCCUCUUCUGCCGGUUCGGGCACGUUCUACAGUGAGAGUCCGGUCAACGGGAUGGGCUACGCCCCGCCUCUUGUCAGGCAGAACAGUGGGAGCAGCGUGACGAGUACGGGGAGUGCGAUCAGGCCUGGGAGCGGGGCAAGUCGACGGUAUACGCCGUAUGGGCCUGGGAACAGGAAUUCCAAUGGGUCUUCGGUGGGGUACCAAGUGCAUGCGCGCCGCACGUCUGACGGCAGCCAAAACUCGCCGUACUCUCCUGACGCUUCAUACGAUAUCAAGCCCACCCCUAGCCCAUACUAUCACACGCCCGACACUGCGCCGAGCACCUUUUCGUCCUUCUACCCCCCACCAGAGGGACAUCAUAUGGAGCAGAUGGCGUCGCCCACGUAUCCGGGUUAUGCGCCUUGGCAGAUCCACCCUAGCCAGCAAGGAGGGCAGGGACAGACGUCGAGGCUGAUUCCGACAAGGCAAGAGUACGCUGCGCCCCCGCCUCUGGGGCCACCUCCUCCCGGACACGGGCGUCACCUCAACCCACCUUCUUCAUCCGGUUCAGGCGAUUCGGGCUCGUCCGAUGCGCCCCCCGCCCUCCCGCCUCUGCACCACCACCCGCACCAUGCGCCGCCUCAUUAUCAUCCGCACGGCAGCAGCGGGGGAGGGCAAGAGUUGCAGAGGGAGUGGUCUCAUCAGAGUCAGGGGAAUGUGCCGCAUGCGCCUGGGUGGGAAGGGAUGGGUGUUGGGGCUGGGACGCCUAGUCCAGAGUAUGGGGUGCCGAUACAUCAGCAGCAUGAGGAGUGGAGGCAGGGCGCCGGGACCAUGGCGUAG
Molecule: messenger RNA, 1860 nt
Organism: Cryptococcus wingfieldii CBS 7118
Lineage: Eukaryota; Fungi; Basidiomycota; Tremellomycetes; Tremellales; Cryptococcaceae
Product: cAMP-independent regulatory protein
Exons: 4
Coding region: 1-1860 (619 amino acids)
Molecular function (GO): DNA binding
Source: RefSeq, a predicted model, not a curated record